CAAGAUGGCUCCUCAUAUAAAGUCAGGUUCCUGGCUUCUCUCUAGUGAACAUCAAAAUUACUCUUUAUUUCCAAUUAGAAUUAAACACAGUUUUAGGUCCAGUGCAGAGGGGUAACCCGGAGUUUGAACCUGAUAUAAAAGAAAAUUAAAUCGUGGCUAUACAUCCCGAGAUUUUAGGGAGAAAAGGGGGACCUUUUUCAAGCUAUGACUUAAAAGCAGUAUUUCUUCUGUGUCUGGCGGUGGAUGGUGCGCGACAGAACAAGGGCCUUUUACCACCAACAUCGCCGGAGCGCUUGAGAUUUAAAAAACAGAAUCGAACUAUUGAAAACGCAUGUUGGAUAUUUGGUGCGAAACAGACCACUCAAGAUCUCCGUUUCAUUCCUAAUUCAGCAUCAUGGCAGUAUCAAGACUUGAUCGCCUGUUUAUUUUGCUGGACACUGGCACGACUCCUGUGACACGAAAGGCAGCAGCACAGCAGCUAGGAGAUGUGGUCAAGCUCCAUCCUCAUGAGCUGAAUAACUUGUUAUCUAAAGUUUUAACAUACUUAAGGAGCCCUAACUGGGACACCCGCAUUGCAGCAGGCCAAGCAGUAGAAGCCAUUGUGAAAAAUGUUCCCGAGUGGAAUCCUGUCCCAAAACCGAAACAAGAGUCUAGCUUAGACAGUUCCAUGGAGGAGGCACCUUCAGAUAGGCUUAGUUUCUACAGAUUUGAUGUCUCGCAACUUUUAAAACAUGGAUCAUCUUUGUUGGGAUCAGCUGGUGUGGAGUUUGAGAUCCAGGACGACAGUUCAGGUGAAGCUGAUCCCAAGGAGAGAUUAGCUCGACAGAGGAAGCUGCUGCAGAAGAAACUUGGCCUUGAUAUGGGAGCCGCCAUUGGCAUGAACACAGAGGAUCUUUUCAAUGAUGAAGACCUGGAUUACACUCCCUCCAAGAGCCCAGCAGCUAAUAAGCAACCUACUAUGCCGGCUGCUGAAUUAAUUGACUCUGAGUUCCACCCAGGAAUGAGCAACCGGCAAAAGAACAAAGCAAAGAGGAUGGCAAAGUUGGUUGCCAAGCAGCGAUCGAGAGAUGCAGAUUCCAACGAGAAGAGUAAUGACAGUUUUGAUGGAGAGCCUGAGGAGAAACGAAGAAAAACAACAAAUGUUGUAAUUGAACAACCGGCAACAGACUCCAAAGUCUUAAUAGAUAAUGUUCCUGAUAAUUCGAACCUGUUUGAUGAGAUUAACGAAUGGCCAUUGGAGAGCUUUUGUGAAGAGCUUUGCAAUGAUCUUUUUAAUCCAUCGUGGGAGAUUCGUCAUGGUGCAGGAACUGGACUCAGGGAGAUACUGAAGUCUCAUGGGAUUGGUGGUGGAAAACUGAUUGAUAGCACUUUAAAUGAGAUGGAGCAGCAGCACCAGGAAUGGUUAGAAGACCUUGUCAUCAGACUUCUUUGCAUCUUUGCACUUGAUCGAUUUGGAGACUUUGUUUCUGAUGAGGUUGUGGCACCUGUACGAGAGACCUGUGCUCAAACCCUAGGUGUCGCUCUGAAGCACAUGAACGAGCGUGGAGUUAAACACACUGUAGAUACCCUCCUUAAACUUUUAACAGAGGAACAGUGGGAAGUGAGACAUGGAGGGCUUCUUGGAAUAAAAUAUGCCCUGGCUGUGCGACAGGACCUGAUUGGUGCGUUACUACCAAAAGUAUUGCCUGCAAUCACAGAGGGGCUGCAGGACCUGGAUGAUGAUGUCAGGGCAGUAGCCGCAGCAGCACUGAUUCCAGUUGUGGACGGUCUUGUACAUCUUCAAGCUAUUAAGGUACCUUUCAUUGUAAACACGCUGUGGGAUGCCCUGCUGGAACUGGAUGAUCUUACAGCCUCCACGAACAGCAUCAUGACCCUGCUGUCCUCGCUACUAACGUACCCUCAGAUUCGACAAUGCAGCAUUCAGCAGUCCCUCACAGUCCUUGUCCCACGUGUCUGGCCAUUUCUCCACCAUACUAUCUCAUCUGUACGCAAAGCAGCGCUGGAAACUUUGUUCACCCUCUUAUCGAAAGAGGAUCAAAGCUGUGCUGCAUGGCUCACCCCUAUUUUACAAGACAUGCUAAGGCAUAUCUUCCAAUCCUGCAUUUUGGAAAGCAACCAAGAAAUCCUGGAUCUCAUUCAAAGGGUGUGGACGGAGUUGAUCCGCCAGGCUCCGCUCCAGUAUGUGGUAGCUGCUGCCUGCCCGUGGAUGGGAGCUUGGCUAUGUUUAAUGAUGCAGCCCUCUCACAUGCCAAUUGAUUUAAACAUGCUGCUUGAGGUCAAAGCUAAAUCAAAGGAAAAAACUUGUGGGAAACUGCGUCAAGGACCGAACCAGGUGAAAGAAGUGAUCCAGGAAUAUAUAGCUAGUGCAGACACAAUAAGUGAAGACCCAGCUACCAGGGAUUAUUUUGUUAUGCGAGCACGUAUGAUGGCAGCAAAGUUACUGGGGGCCCUCUGUCGCUGUAUUUGUGACCCCGGGGUUAAUGCUCUGAGCCAGGAAAUCAAGCCCUCGGAAUCGCUGGCCCAGCUGCUGCUGUUUCACUUGAAUUCUAAAUCUGCCCUGCAGCGGAUUGCUGUAGCAUUAGUACUUUGUGAGUGGACAGUACUGCACAAGGACUGUAAAGCAGUGUCUAUUGCAGUGCAGCCGCGGUUGUUGGCUAUUCUGUCAGAGCAUCUGUAUUAUGAUGAGAUAGCAAUUCCUUUUACUCGAAUGCAGAAUGAAUGCAAACAGCUGAUGGCUUUGCUAGCUGACGCAAAUCUUGACGUCAGCAACAGAGUAAACUGCAGCGUGUUUACAAUAGAUCAAGCUAAUGAACUGGUCACUACCAUCUUCAAUGAAUCCACAGCAGCAAUAAAUCUGAAGUCAAAACCGUUUGAGCAGCUAGAUAGUAAAAGGCAGCAAGUCCAGAUGACUGUAAUGGAGACCAAUCAGGAGUGGCAGAUGCUCCACCUGAGAGUUCACAUGUUCACUGCCUGCGCUAUUGUGAACUUGCAACUACUUCCAGACAAGCUGAACCCUGUCAUCAAGCCGCUGAUGGAGGCGGUGAAGAAAGAAGACAACACGCUGGUGCAGAGCUACGCUGCCACCUUCAUCGCCAAGCUGCUACAGCAGUGUAUCCCCAGGACUCCCUGCCCCAACCCCAAAAUCUUGAAGAACCUGUGCAGCUCUGUGUGUGUGGAUCCACUGGUCACCCCCACCGCUGGCUGCCCUGUUCCAGCACCCAUCAGUCAGGAAAACUCGAAAGGAGUCAACUCUGAAAAAGAUGGCAUGCACCAUACAGUUAACAAGAGGAAAGGAAUUCUAACUUUAUACCAGCACCAGAAAGCUGCCUUUGCCAUUACCAGCAGACGAGGUCCUACUCCCAAAGCUCUCAAAAGCCAGACUACAGACCUUCCUGCUGGUAGCAGCGCCUCUGGAGAAAUCGAUGAGGCAAAGAAGCCAUGCCUAGUGCAAAGGAGAGGGGCUGAUUUUACACUCACUACUAUAGCACGGCACUUCGGUUCAGAAUUCAUUUCAGGGUUGCCGCAUCUAUGGGACUCUAUGGUUGGACCCUUAAGGAGCUCAAUUGAUGUAGAGAAUUUUGAUGGGGAGAUGCUGCUGAAGAAAGGGGAUGGUGCAGCCCAGGAGAUGGUAAACUCAUUACAGGUGCUGGAAAUCACAGCAGGGUCAAUGUCUUCUGAACUUCAUCCUUUGCUGCUGCAGUACCUGCCAGAUCUGUGUACGUGCCUACAGCACCCAUUCACAGCUGUGAGACACAUGGCCGCGCGAUGUGUGGGUGUCCUGAGCAAAAUCGCUACCAUGGAAACCAUGAAUGUCUUUCUGGAGAGAGUCCUUCCGUGGCUGGGAGCGAUCAAUGACAACACCAAGCAAGAGGGAGCAAUUGAAGCAAUGGCUUGUGUAAUGGAGCAGCUGGACGUGAAUAUUGUCCCAUACAUCGUGCUGUUAGUGGUGCCGGUGCUCGGGCGGAUGAGCGAUCAGACAGACAGCGUGCGCUUCAUGGCUACGCAGUGUUUUGCUACACUCAUCAGACUAAUGCCUCUGGAGGCUGGCAUUCCAAAUCCCCCAAAUAUGUCUGAGGAUUUAAUCCGACAAAAAGCCAAGGAGCGUCACUUCCUUGAACAGCUUUUAGAUGGGAGAAAGUUGGAGAAUUACAAAAUUCCUGUCCCAAUUAAAGCAGAGCUCAGGAAAUACCAGCAGGAUGGUGUGAACUGGCUGUCUUUUCUCAACAAAUAUAAGCUACAUGGAAUUCUGUGUGACGACAUGGGAUUGGGAAAGACAUUGCAAUCCAUCUGUAUACUGGCUGGAGACUACUACCUCAGGGCUCAAGAAUACACCAAGUCCAAGGCAGCCAACUGUAGCCCUCUCCCUUCUCUGGUUGUCUGCCCUCCAACACUGACUGGCCAUUGGGUGGAUGAAGUAGGCAAGUUCUGCUCCAGAGAAUAUCUGAAUCCUCUGCACUAUACAGGACCGCCUACUGAGAGGGCAAGGUUACAGCACCAAGUGAAGAAGCACAACCUUGUGGUAGCCUCUUAUGAUGUUGUACGAAAUGACAUUGACUUUUUCAGAAAUAUUCAAUUCAACUACUGUAUUCUUGAUGAAGGUCAUGUAAUCAAGAAUGGAAAAACCAAGCUCUCAAAAGCAGUAAAGCAGUUAGCAGCCAACUAUAGGAUUAUUCUUUCUGGAACACCAAUCCAGAAUAAUGUAUUGGAACUUUGGUCCCUGUUUGAUUACCUGAUGCCAGGAUUUUUGGGCACUGAACGCCAAUUCGCAGCUCGUUAUGGGAAACCCAUAUUGGCAAGCAGAGAUGCCCGGAGCUCCUCUAGGGAGCAGGAGGCAGGUGUUCUUGCAAUGGAAGCAUUACAUCGCCAAGUCUUGCCAUUCCUUUUGAGAAGAAUGAAGGAGGAUGUCCUUCAGGAUCUCCCACCCAAGAUCAUUCAGGAUUAUUACUGCAAUCUCAGUCCAUUACAGAUUCAACUGUAUGAAGAUUUUGCCAAAUCUCGAGCGAAGGUCGACCUCGAUGACACGCUAUCUCCUGCUACUGCACCACAAGAGAACGAACAGCCAAAGCUAAAGCCUGCUGGUCAUGUGUUCCAGGCUCUGCAGUACCUGAGAAAGCUGUGCAACCAUCCAGCACUGGUUCUGAUGCCACAGCACCCAGAAUACAAACGGAUUACAGAGCAGCUCGCUGCCCAGCGCACAACCCUGCGUGACAUUCAGCAUGCUCCAAAGCUCUCUGCACUAAAGCAGCUUCUCUUGGACUGUGGUUUGGGAAAUGGAGGCACCACCGAGGGUGGCACGGAGGCUGUUGUCGCUCAGCACCGAAUCCUGAUUUUCUGUCAGCUCAAAAGCAUGCUGGACAUCGUGGAACACCAUCUCCUGAAAGCUCACCUGCCUUCAGUCACCUACCUGAGGCUGGACGGCAGCGUGCCGGCUGGACAGAGGCAUUCCAUUGUGUCACGAUUCAAUAAUGACCCCUCUAUCGAUGUGCUCCUGCUCACCACUCAUGUGGGAGGGCUGGGCCUGAACCUCACAGGGGCCGACACUGUAGUGUUUGUAGAACACGACUGGAACCCAAUGAGAGACCUGCAGGCCAUGGACCGAGCGCAUCGUAUUGGACAGAAACGUGUCGUCAAUGUGUACCGGCUGAUCACAAGAGGGACAUUGGAAGAGAAGAUUAUGGGCCUGCAGAAAUUCAAAAUGAGCAUAGCCAACACUGUGAUUAGCCAAGAGAACGCCAGCCUUCAGAGCAUGGGGACAGACCAGCUACUCAACCUCUUCACUCUUGAAAAGGAGGAGAAAGCAGGGAAGGGUGAAGCCCCAGGCUCAUCAGGAAAGACAUCAGCAAAGUCUGUCCUUGAAAAUCUAGGAGACCUUUGGAGUGAAGAACAAUACGACACUGAAUAUAACCUGGAUAGCUUCAUGUAUUCUUUAAAAUAGCAUGCUGGUCUGAGUCAAGUCUGAAGAGGUUGAAUUGACAUCCGUUCGCUGCUGAUAUUCAGCAUACAGUACAAUGAACUGUUCAGAUGGGUGUGGGAAUGCAAAUGUUUAUUUUGAAAGAAACCGAUUUGAGACUUACACUUGAAUAUCUGUGUUUAUUGAAGGGUGGUCGAAUAAAAUGUGUCUUGGGAGUUGGCAAGGUUUCUGCAAAGGUACAUUUAUUCGCUAUCAACCAGUUAACAGCUUACCUGGGAGUAAGCGUCUAGAACACGUAUGGGGUACUUGUCAGUUGUUUUUCAGCAGUCUUUGCAUUAAACCGGUUAAAAGGAUUUCAGUAAAUUUAAGUCUAAACAUUGAGCACACAUUAUGAAUUAGGACACUGUUUUAUCCUUUGGAGGUCUCAGGACUUGCUGCUUUUUUUUUUUUUUUUUCUCUUUUUAAAUAUGGCCAGUUGGCUCAAGACUAGGUUAUUAACACAAAUGAGGUAGUGCUGAAUUGGGCCAAGAUCACUAUUUCAAAAUAUUUUGACAGCUAUCUUUAAAUAAAAAUAAAAAAUAAAUAAAUAAUAAAAAAAAAAUAAGUAAACCUUUUCAGGUUUCCAAGUACCUAAUCUUGUACUGGAAGGAGGAGGAAGCAUGUAGAGGCAGGUAGCAGGCUUAUAGCUUGCUGUGUACUUGGGUGCAAAAACCAACAACUUGGAGCAGGAGCCUGGGCUAGUUAUUGUGAGGAUGAAAAACCACAACAGCUUUUAAUUUUUUUUUUUUUUUUUUUUAUUAUUUGGUCAACAUACUGACGAAGCAUGACUUAAACUUUUAUUUUUAUUAUGAACUGGCAGUUGUUCAUGGGCUUGAGUCUAAUAUAAAUAAAAGCGAGAAAGCUCUUUUGG
Messenger RNA from Acipenser ruthenus (sterlet), 6821 nucleotides. Its product is annotated as TATA-binding protein-associated factor 172-like. Bases 395 to 5935 code for a protein of 1846 amino acids. Gene Ontology annotation, molecular function: TBP-class protein binding; ATP hydrolysis activity; ATP-dependent chromatin remodeler activity. The record is from RefSeq and is a predicted model, not a curated record. NCBI's taxonomy places the organism in Eukaryota, Metazoa, Chordata, Actinopteri, Acipenseriformes, Acipenseridae. The transcript is spliced from 38 exons.